Poecilia reticulata (guppy) is the source of this 4587-nucleotide messenger RNA. RefSeq names its product sodium/hydrogen exchanger 6-like. The record is from RefSeq and is a predicted model, not a curated record. Gene Ontology annotation, biological process: regulation of intracellular pH; sodium ion import across plasma membrane; potassium ion transmembrane transport. Gene Ontology annotation, cellular component: plasma membrane; recycling endosome. Lineage: Eukaryota; Metazoa; Chordata; Actinopteri; Cyprinodontiformes; Poeciliidae. Gene Ontology annotation, molecular function: potassium:proton antiporter activity; sodium:proton antiporter activity.
AGUCUCAGUGUUUUGGUAAAGGCUGCGGAAGGAGCUGUCAGUUGCGUUCCUCCAAGAGGGGCUAUUUCUUCUGCUAAAGCGGCGCUAAUUUAAACGACAAAUGUAAUUUCCUUAACACACGGCCAAAAUGGGAUUCACACCGAGGCGCUUCCUGGGUGCCAAACCGCCCAAAGCGUCCCUUUUGCUGCCUUUCCUGCUACCGGUCCUACUCGUCGGCGGCCAAGGCGACGAGAACGCCGCUCUGAAUAAUGUCGUUACCGAGAGGAUGGCCGAGGAGAGCCACCGACAAGAUAGUGCCUAUCUGCUCAUAUUCAUAAUGCUACUAACGCUCACCAUUCUCACCAUAUGGCUCUUCAAGCACCGCCGCUUCAGGUUCCUACACGAAACGGGGCUUGCUAUGAUCUACGGUCUCUUGGUGGGUGUGAUCCUGCGCUUUGGCAUUCAUGUGCCCCAAAGCAUGAACGACGUGGUCCUCGAAUGUGCCGUCAACGCCAGCCCCGCCACUCUGCUGGUCAACGUCAGCGGAAGGUUCUAUGAAUACACGCUUAAGGGGGAAGUGAGCCGGGGGACAGACCAGCAAGUGCAGGACGAUGAGAUGCUGCGAAAGGUGACCUUUGACCCAGAGGUGUUUUUCAACAUUUUACUGCCUCCCAUAAUCUUCCAUGCAGGUUACAGUCUGAAAAGGAGGCAUUUUUUCAGAAACAUUGGCUCCAUCCUGGCCUAUGCUUUCAUGGGAACUGUCAUAUCCUGCUUUGUUAUUGGGCUCAUCAUGUAUGGGUUUGUGUCCUUCAUGAAAGUGGUGGGUCAGCUCGGGGGGGAUUUUUUCUUUACUGACUGCCUCUUUUUUGGGGCCAUCGUCUCGGCAACAGACCCAGUGACCGUUCUGGCAAUCUUUAACGAGCUGAAGGUAGACGUGGAUCUGUACGCUCUGCUGUUUGGGGAGAGCGUUCUCAACGAUGCUGUGGCCAUCGUCCUCUCGUCCUCCAUUGUGGCGUACCAGCCUGCGGGGGACAACAGCCACAGCUUCGAAGCCAUGGCUGUGCUGAAAUCCUUCGGCAUCUUCCUGGGUGUCUUCAGUGGAUCUUUUUCUCUUGGUGUGGCUACUGGAGUCAUGACUGCUCUUGUCACAAAGUUUACUAAGCUGAGGGACUUCCCUUUACUGGAAACUGGUUUAUUUUUCCUGAUGUCCUGGAGCACCUUUCUGUUGGCAGAGGCCUGCGGGAUGACAGGUGUUGUGGCGGUGCUGUUCUGUGGGAUCACACAGGCUCAUUACACCUACAACAAUCUCUCUCGUGAUUCUCAAGACCGGACUAAACAGUUGUUUGAGCUGCUGAACUUCCUGGCAGAAAACUUCAUCUUUUCCUACAUGGGUCUGACGCUCUUCUCCUUUCAGUCGCACGUUUUCAACCCGAUGUUCAUCAUCGGAGCCUUCUUGGCCGUAUUUCUGGGCAGGGCUGCAAACAUCUACCCCUUGUCCUUCCUGCUCAACCUGGGCCGUAGAAACAAGAUCGGAAUGAAUUUUCAACAUGUUAUGAUGUUUGCAGGUUUGCGUGGGGCGAUGACUUUCGCUCUGUCUAUCCGGGACACAGCCACUUACGCCCGCCAGAUGAUGUUUUCGACCACCCUGCUGAUUGUUUUCUUCACCGUGUGGAUCUGUGGAGGGGGCACUACGCCCAUGCUGUCUUUCAUGAGCAUACCAGUGGGAGUGGAUUCUGAUCAAGAGCACUCCAGUUCAGCUGUGUUGGACGGGUCACAGAGGAGAAGCACCAAGCAUGAGAGCGCCUGGCCCUUCAGGAUCUGGUACAACUUCGACCACAACUACCUGAAGCCCCUCCUGACUCACAGCGGGCCCCCUCUCACUGCUACUCUGCCGGCUUGCUGUGGCCCCCUGGCACGAUGCCUCACCAGUCCACAGGCCUAUGAGAACGAAGGGCCACUUCGCGACGAUGACUCCGACUUCAUCCUGAACGACGCCAACGUCAGCUCCAUGUACGCUGACGUCACCGUCAGCACCGACGCAUCCGGGUCCCGCACCAUCAACCCCAAGCACUCCGGCGCCGGGCCGUUCAGCGAUAGUCGGGAUGGUGAGCUGGACCCGGCGGAGCGUGACGUGGCGAUCCGCGGCACGCGGCUUGUCCUGCCGAUGGACGACCCCGUGGAGCCCCCGACAACCGUCACCCUCCCGCCUCCGCCCUCGCCCCCACUCUCCGAGCCUCACAGGCACAGACUGUAAGAUGGGGUUUGAUGUUUCUGUUGCAAAAGAAAAAAAACUAAAUCAAAAUGUAGUUCACAUGUAAGAUGAAUCAGUCUUUGAUCUCAUAUUUCGGUGUUGACUGGACCAGCGUUGUGUCUAAAAAGCAGUCGGAAAUCAAUUUAAUCAUUUCCGAUAUGAGCCGUGCUUGAUUCAGCUCAACAUGUUGGUAGAAUCUUGUGAUCUUGAUUAUUAAUGCACUACAUGUAGACAAAAGUCCUCAGUCUGCCCUCUACAGGAGGCUUCGAUGUGUGGCUGUCGUCUGAGGUGAUUCAUUUUUACUACUGUGGUCUCUUAAAGCUCCGACUUUCUCUGCGUGUUGGUCAACCACUAAAACUGGUGUAAAUGUUGGGUUUUCUGGGGUUAUGUUCCCUCUAAUGAUUUCGUCUGUAUUUAACCAAUUAUUUAUUUUAAAGUUCACAACCACUCAGAAGAUUUUUCACACUACAUUUGGGAAACUAAUCGUUUUUCCACUCGAUGUUAACUUUUUCUGUCAGUUUGUUGAAACUUCCUCAAACGAAGGUUGGGAUUCUCAGCAGAUAAAAAAAUGGGAAUAUCGUUUAAUGAGAGCGGUACGAAUACAGUAUUUGGUACUUGGUAAACCACGAAGUUUACAUUCACUCAUCAUCUGCAUUAUUGUCAUUUUAUUUUGAUCUUAAGAUGUAUUUGAACCUUUUUUUCCAGGGUGCAAUGAUUAUGCAACAAUUAACUUACGCUCCCUUUGUUGAUUAUCUUGGAUGCACUCUCACUAAUAUUUUGCGUAAUAAUGCAGAAAAACAUCUUGCUAUUUAAUUUUUAUUUUAUUUUAAUUUCUGACAUAUCUGACUGGAUAUUCGAUCCCCCUUUUUAUUAGAAGUGGUAGAAAUCAUUUAAAUUGGUUUGUUUCUCAGAAUGUAUUCAGUAUUGAAGCAUAGUCCAUGAGAUGCAGAGGAAAACCUUAAUGAUGGUCAACUUUAUCUCUUUCCAAACCAGUUUUGAUUUGUGCUUUGGAUCAUUUACCUGAGAAAAGUUUUAUAUUCAGACAAGACAAAUAUUAAAAUCACUGUACCAUCUAACAAGCGAGGGGUUGGCAGUAUGGUGUUAGUUUUUCAAACUUGUUGAAUUCACCUGCAUCACUGGAAGCCCAAAACGAAUGAUGCUCAUGAUGAGUUUAUGUGAACAUCUGAGUGAAGGUCAAAGGAGCAACACCAAGUAAAACUGAGACAGGUUUUAGCACGAUCCACCUGUUUGAAUCUUUUUAACUACUGAUUUAUUUAUUUAACAGAAAAAUUCUUGAUAUCUGUAAUUAUAAUUUUUCUAUUUAUUAUUUAUUGUGUAGAUUUUCAAUCAUAACUGCCAGGUAGUGAACGCCUCAUUUUAUUAAAAACAAAUAAAAGCGCACUACAUUUUUCCCACAUGGUACCUUUUGUAGUGAAGUCUUCUUGAAGGAGGAUGGAGACAUUUAUUUAUUCCAGGAGUUUGUAUCCUUCCCAUACUGUAGCAUAUGCUUCUACUUUUUACUUCCCAACCAGAUCUUCCCUUUGUGUUUGUUUGUUUUAAUAUGUGUGAUCAGAUUUUUUAUAGUUAUUAUUAGGGCUAAUGCUUGUUUCUGGAUUUACUGCUUCCAUCUGGUUGAAGUUUCUUAAAAAAAAUGCACAAAAAGAACAAAAAAAAAAAAAGUACCGACCAGGUUUUUGUGAUUUGUUGUCACCAUUGAUGAAAAGAGGCUGACUGAACUGUUUUGAACUUAAGUGCCUAUUCAGGAACUGUUUUUGUACAUAUUUUGUUUUGCUCAUGUGCAGUAAGAUGACCCUAUAUAAAUGUCACAUCUUCUGAUUGAUGCCAGACACUACAGUAUUCCCAGUAUAAUUUAACUACAGUUUUCCCAUCUGUCUGUGCUUUUACUGUUAAAUCUUUUGUCUGUGAAUCUGAAAGAUUGAAUACUUGCAUUUACAGGCAAUAACAUGGCUCUUAUAUGUGUAUUUUUUUAGAAAGCUUCCAUAUAAAGUGACAUGAAAAAAGUCAUUAAACUUUCACUGACAAUGGAUGAAAAAGGAACAAAAGGGAAGUUUUUUGUUUUUUUUUAACUUAUAAUGCUCUGCACUUUUAAAAAAAAAUGUUUAUUCUUCUCUGACAUCAGUCAAAAGUUUUUGUUGAACUAUCUAACUCCGUAAAAACAAUUUUUUCCUAUUUCUAUUGAAGUGAAUGUUGACUGUGAUGUCAUAAAAAGUGUCAUCUGUAAGGUUGAGGAUGUGUUUCUGGUUUCAUUAGGCGGUAAUUUUAAUGUGCUUUGAGUUUCUGCAUUUCUCCAUCUAUCUAUGUUCUCUCACAUUUAUCUACUUGGGAAUAUAUAUAUA